UCGACUUCCUCCACUGCGACCGCCAACACCACCGACCCCUCUGAUACUCCUCCAACGACCAUUAACACCAACGCGUCCACGCCGCUGGUAUCGUCGCCUCCUACGCCCACGGUCUCGAUUUCCUCUCCAGACGACCAUCUACCACGACGCAUCAAAUCAAAAUCGUCCCUACGGAGUAUACGGAGUUUCGGGAGCAGCCAUAACGAAGACGAAGCUGAUGAUAGUUCCGACGCUGGACUAGAUAAAAACCUCGUCCGUCCGUCUAUCCUUCGUCGCUUAUCUCCUGGGCUAGCGGCUCGCGUGAAGCUACUAGACGGUAGUAACGCCAAAGUCACAACCCCUUCCCGUGUCCCAGGGGCUGUUGGUCGGAUUCCGGAGGAGCAGCUCAAGGAGCUCGACAACCUUCACCAGGAGCGGUCCAUUAAAAUCGAGAGGAAAGGUCGCAGUUGGAAUGUUUUACAGGGUUUAAAUAAAGAAAAGGGGCAGCAAGGCGCUUCCGAUCACCUGGAAGUGCUGGAAUCAGACUGGGACAGGGAAAUACCGGUUGAACAUAUUCAACAGCAAGAACCAGAGUCAGAACCAGAACCAGCGCCAGAGCCAGAGCUAGAGUCACAGCCACAACAACAGCAACAACAAGAAGAACCAGAGCCAGAACCAGAACAACAGUCAGCACAGGCCUCACCGACAGUUGUAGACAGGGUCGAAUCACUUGCAGAUUUGGGCGGGGAUCACAUUGAAGUUACACCUGUGGAUACGGGUGAGGUGGCUUCUCCGCACGAAACCCCUGCAUCUGAAGUACAAGAGGUCGAAGGUGCUACAGCGGCCAUGUCGGCCGUUUCGCUUGCUCCGACACCAUUGGCCCCUGAGCCAGAACAGGUUUUAAACACAGAAAAUCCAAGUGAUUUCGAAAAAUAUGUCCAAAGCACCACUGAAGACGACGAAGAGCAUCCCCCGCCCCCACCUCCUAAGGACUCUCCACCUCCCCCGUCCAGUGCGACAUCGUCACAGUCUUACUUCAAUCCAAGGGGUCUCCAACGCACGGAAUCAAUAUAUUCAUUCUCGCGAGCCUCUUUCAGCAAUCAACUCUCUCAACUCACAUCCAUCUCCCUUCCUCAACCUUCAUCACUGGAAGCCAGUAUCUCUGGGAUAUCGAAUGCUCCGGCAGCUGUCAAGGCUCUUACAAGCGCAGCCGAACAGAUUCAAAUAUGGAUUCGAAAAGCAACCGAUGUAUUAGGUGGAUUGGAUGCCGAGGAUGAUGUGGAGUGGGCAGCAGCUGGCGGACGAGAAGGUUUGGACGGUGUAGAUAAUGCCAUCGCAAGAUUUGAGAGCCUGGUUAAUGUCUACGUGAAAGCUAUCGAGGAUGUGCAGCUACGGGAUGAUAUUGGAAAUGUCAGCACGGACAGUCUGAACACUAUCGUCAUCCAAAUGGAGAGCAUUUUGCGCAACUGGGUACAUAUCAAAGGCAGCCUUAAGGGCGUCAAGGGGCAAGUAGAACUUGCGAUGGAGUGGGAAGAGCUGUGGGGUACCGUGUUAGGAGACGUCGGGUUGGAAGCUGACAGCCUUGGUCGACUGAUUUUCGAAAUGGAAGAAAAGCGGCACUGGUCCAUGUCGGCGGAGCAAGAGUCAAGCAAUGGACUUGAUAUCAACGAGCUGGAGACGAUCGUGGAAGAAACCCCAUCGAACGGACAUAUGGCUUCGAAUAAACGAUUCAGCGUGGGCCCCAUUUUUGCAACACCGACACUGGACACGCCUAUAAUUCAAACCCCCCAGGAUGACUCCAGCCACUCCAAUCUUAUGGCUUUGUUUGCCCGUAUGCAACCUCUCAGAGCGUCUUUGGAUUUCUUGCCGAUGAGGAUGUCCAUGUUUCAGGCGCGGGCCGAAUCGAUCUUUCCGAGCGCUUGUCAAGAAUUGGAGGAACGGCGAAGUGGGUUGGAGAAAAGCUACAAGGCUCUCGAGACCGACGCAGAAUCCUUGCGCAAAGAACUCAGUGAGGACCGAUGGAUCCUUGUGUUCCGCAAUGCAGGUGGUCAGGCACAGAAGAUGUUUGAAUCCGUGGAACGAAGCAUCUCUAAACUCCAGGAAGGGUUAGAGACCGGUGCUCAUCUGAACAACCCUGCCGGGUUAACCAAGCGUAUCGAGAGCUACGAAGCUAAGAAGCUGCAUUACGUGCCUGCCAUUGAGCGUGUGGUUACUAUCAUCCAAAAGGGUGUAGAUGAUCGGCUGACGGUCAACGGCGAGACGCUUAGGUUACUAUCUGACAUGAUGUCGAGAACCGAUGCGCUGAAAGCAAGCAUCAGAGUGAUGGACUCAUCGCUGGACGAUAUGAGUUUUGUCAGGGGUCAGCACUUGCGCGACUCCAUCUCAAGCAUUGUCACCAUGGACAGUCCGGCCACAACCAGUGUCCCCGAUACGCCGGGGAGUUCUCCUGCUUCGUCGGUAGUCAUGACACCUGCCAACGGCCUCAAAGGAUCAGCGACACCUAUGGGAACCUCCAGCCGCCGGGCUAGCUCCGUAGGCAGCUCAACCGCCCGGGCAGCUAUGUCCAAGGUGCGAAGAUACUCAGGCUUGCCUCAGGCCGCGGCGACCCUGACGAACAGGAAAUCCUCAAUCCCCAAACCUUUGAGUGGGACGCCGUCCCCAACCAAAAACCGUGCAGUGACACCUACGCCAGCUUCCCGGAGGAUGUCACGCGUUCCGCAAUCUCCAAUCCCUAAUCGCCCACGAUGGAACGGUAGCACGAACACCAACGACUUGCAAGUCGGCCAUCUCUCCAGGCCUUCAAUGUCAAACCUAUCUCAGCACCGCAAGUCGUCUGCGCCAGGUCACAUAUCGCGGCCGUCAUCGACUCUCCCGUUGCCCAACCCUUUCCGUCGGGACCAAUCCGUCUCUCCCGCUCCACCAGCGGCAAGGUCUGCUAGUCGAGUAUCCAGCAGACUUGCAUCCCGUAGCCCCGCACCUGCACGGAUGGCAUCGCCGACGCCGACCCGUUCGAUUCUUGAUCCGCCUCCGUACAGUAAGCUCCGGAAACCGCCAGUUCCGACAGGCAUGUCAAAUGCGCCUCGCAACCGAUCAAGCUUUGCUGGCACAAGCUUUAGUCGAAGCGUGUCGCACAAUCAAGAUACCGGAAUGAUGAGUCCUCAGAAGACUGAACGGCCGGGCACUUCGCUUGGCCAUUCGGCGAACCGGCGCAUCAGCUUGCUUCCUUUGCCCAAGGGCCGAUCCGGCCGGGACAGCGCUGCGGGAAGCCGUCCG
Molecule: messenger RNA, 3252 nt
Organism: Aspergillus wentii DTO 134E9
Lineage: Eukaryota; Fungi; Ascomycota; Eurotiomycetes; Eurotiales; Aspergillaceae
Product: KAR9 family protein
Exons: 1
Biological process (GO): mitotic spindle orientation checkpoint signaling; establishment of spindle localization; nuclear migration along microtubule
Cellular component (GO): cell cortex; mating projection tip; spindle pole body
Source: RefSeq, a predicted model, not a curated record